AUGGCUUCUCUCCUCCGGCUAGGCCAACUCCUCAAAGGAAGAGCAAGCACCAAUCUGAGCGAUCAAACCGUCGUGAUCAAAAGUGUCCGUCAUUUCCGGCUUGAUAACGAGCGCGAUAUUCUCAAACGCUUCCAAUUCCGGACACCUUCUCUCCGUCCACUACUCGACAAGAUAGAAGAUCCGUCUGACCCGCCUGCACUUGUGCUAAAGCACCUCGACGAUGAUCUCCUGAAUGCUUCGGCGGCCCAACGGCUUACUCGACUCGAGAUCAAGCAUGUCGCAAAAUGCGUCCAAGAAGCUCUAAAGGUUUUCCAUGAGGAUGGUUAUGUACAUACAGAUAUUAAACCCGAUAACGUCCUGGUAAACUACGGACAAGGGGACAUUCGUUUUGCUGACGUUGAAUUGGCCGACUGCGGAAGUACAGUGCAUGUCGAUUCUGUCUUCGCAAAAGACCGUGAUAUCAUCGGGGCUCCUAUAUGGCGGAGCCCUGAAGCGCAGCUCCAGACAGGAUGGGGGACUCCUACAGACAUUUGGUCAUUCGGUACGAUGAUCUCCGUCCAUGUGCAGCUUAUAACCUUGAUUUGGGGCGAAAACUGGUUCAUCUUUAAGCCGGACGUUCCGGCCGACCAUGAAGAAUACGAGUUGAAGAUUCUUAUGAAGCAACAUCAGUUUUUUGGACCAUUUCCUCUGUCGUACCAAGAGAUCGCAGACGAUGAGACGUUGGCGAUUCUAACCUACAUCAUGCAUGGCGUACCACCAGCGGAGAUGAAGCCUUUCGGGCGCAUUGCUGAGCGAGAGAUUUAA
Molecule: messenger RNA, 804 nt
Organism: Sclerotinia borealis F-4128
Lineage: Eukaryota; Fungi; Ascomycota; Leotiomycetes; Helotiales; Sclerotiniaceae
Source: the annotation of a GenBank genome assembly